Molecule: messenger RNA, 583 nt
Organism: Chaetomium strumarium
Lineage: Eukaryota; Fungi; Ascomycota; Sordariomycetes; Sordariales; Chaetomiaceae
Exons: 1
Coding region: 89-418 (109 amino acids)
Source: RefSeq, a predicted model, not a curated record
CGCAGAGGAGGAAGCGGAGUGCAGAUAUACCCCCUUCUCCUUUUGCAAUCCGGUUCAUAAGGCAUGCUGAUGGGUUGUGACAGAGAGGAUGCGACCCGGUCUGGGUGAAGUGACAUUUCUCGCCGGGACCUGGAUCAUAGCGCUAUUGCGUGGAGUCUGGGCAAUGCUGUGUGUGUUGCCUCUUGUAGAGUCGAUCAAUGCGAGGGUGAUUUGGUGGCGCCGGUGGUUGUGGGACAGAAAAUGGCUUGAUGUGGUAUGUGAUCAAGGCAGCGUGCAGGCACUGGAGAUUUGGGAAGGGAUUUCCAUUGUACUUAUGGCUGGGCACACGCUCAUUCCUGAGCGUGGUUCUAGUAUACGGCGCUCGGAUCGGGAGAUGGGUAAUAGACAGUUCGAUAUCAUCCUGCAUGGGCUUUGGUAGUAGAGUUGAGUCAUAAUAUUUCCAGGUGGCAUCAGCAUUUUUACUUCGCCGUAUGAGGUAGGUAUAUCAGUCAUAUUUUGAGUGCAAGGGUAUAUGAGAAACAAAGGUAGUAGAUGUGGAACGUGUGGUUGGAGCUUUGCUAUUGAUAUCCUCCAUUUCCAAGUG